Molecule: messenger RNA, 3831 nt
Organism: Liolophura sinensis
Lineage: Eukaryota; Metazoa; Mollusca; Polyplacophora; Chitonida; Chitonidae
Product: acyl-coenzyme A diphosphatase FITM2-like
Exons: 1
Coding region: 15-944 (309 amino acids)
Biological process (GO): lipid droplet organization; lipid storage; phospholipid biosynthetic process
Cellular component (GO): endoplasmic reticulum membrane
Molecular function (GO): coenzyme A diphosphatase activity
Source: RefSeq, a predicted model, not a curated record
GAGAUAGCAGCUCAAUGUAUUCUCGCCCAACUGCGCGACCUACCUACAGAUCUACGGGCAAGAAAGCACUCCCCGAUCCCAUACACAUUGGGCACUUCAUGGCGAUACUAGUCAUUACGCUGUGUAAAAAGAUUUUGAUGAUUGAUACAUCUGUAAAGAUCGGCGUUUACCUUAUCGGAGUGAUGCUCGGUUCCGUGUUGUGCGAUGUUGUAGAUCUGCCAAAGUCGUUUUUUUCGAACAAAAGGAACUUUCUUAACCAGUAUUUUGUCAAACAGGGAUGGGGCUGGACAUUCGCACCCCUCCUAGCAUUUAUAUUUAUGACAAGUUUUGUACACACGUGUGGUAACAUGAGCUUAGUUCGUCGACACGUAAGCCGGCUGGGGGUAGCGACGUUCUGGUGGUACGUAUGUACCUACAUAAUGAACUGUGUGGAAGCGUUGACAGGGGCAUGCACCGACCCCCAGUUUACUGACAAGAGGAGUUGCAUUAAAGCAGAGAAAGCUUGGUUGGGCUUUGACAUAUCCGGGCACGUAUUUCUUCUCAUCCACUCUCUGUUGACAAUAUCCGAAGAAGUGAAAUGUUUCCAAGAUUGGUCCAGAGUGAAGACGGUGCUGGACCAAGAAAAUGUAAAAGAGAUGAAGAGAUUGAGUGGUAGGGAGGUGUCGCAGGGACAAAUAUCUUACCAGCAACUCACACCAUACAUAAAGCUUGUGGUGGUCUUCCUGACAUUGCUGUGCCUUCUUUGGGAAUUCAUGCUGGUCAUUUCUACUGUCUACAGGUUCCACACAUUGGCAGAGAAAGUGACAGCGGCUUUCAUAGCUCUUGGAUGCUGGUUCAUUAGUUAUCAAAUAAUAUACCAAAACAAGUCCGCGUGGGCUCCUGUUUUGCCAGGUGAAAGCCCACUCCAGUACACUCGGAUUCAGUCAAAAAGAAAAGUUUUUUGACUUUAUUUCAAUUGAUUUUUAAAAAUACUUUGAAAUGUUGUGAUGGCAUUUUGCUGCAGAGGCUCUUAAUAUAAAUGCAGAUUGUCUCACAUUUGAUUUCCAUUUUGUCAUGUCCUGAAACAUUGCCAAAAUUUUGCCAAAUCCUUGCAGCCACUGUUUGUUUUUACAUGUUCGUGUCUGGUUUUAAUAUUCAUUCAGUUUUUCUCAUUAGUCCAUUGUAUAUGCAAUAAAUUUAUGGAAAGAAAUAUACAUUACUGGUAAUUUAAUACAUAGGAAAUGUAUCUCCUGUGUAUACAUAUUGUUGUAGCGAAACUUGUUUUAAGUUUUAGUACUGGUAUUUUAAUGGGAAAAGACUUUUUGGAGAAAAAAUAUCAGAAAACAGGUUUUGCAGAUUUUUCACAAGAGAUCUGAGAUUGGGUUUUGAAUCUGUUUCCUGAACAGAACAUUUAUCUUUUAGUAUGUUGAAUUUUUACAUCUGAAACGUUUUAACUCUACCUGAAAGAUGGUUCAUCCAGUUGUAGUCUUUGGGACUACAACAGAAGUCACCAAAGCCUAUGCAGUCACUGUGAGUUAAAGUCCAGCUCAUGCUCACUUCCUCUCCAGAAAGUACGUGGGAAGGUCUGCCAGUAACCUGCAAAUGGUUGCGAGUUUGCCCCGAGCUCUGCCUGGUUUCCUCCCACCAUAUUGCUGGCCGUGGUGGUCUAAGUGAAAUAUCCUGGUGUAUGACGUAAAACACCAAUCAAAUAAAUAAAUAAAUAAAACCAAAGCCUUCACACAAUUACGCUUACAGGCCGUACAGGGUUUUCAUUUAGAAUUGGAGGAGGAGGUCAGAAUUCAAAAGUAGGUGGCUGAAUUGAAAGUAAUUAUGUCACAAUUACUAUUGAUUUAAAUAGUAAGAAUAUUGAAAGUAGGCGGCUACGUGGACGGCAGUAGACAGCUGUGUGCAGCCUGCUAUUUGCCCUUUUGAAACACCCUGGGUGUAUUGCAGUAAAUCACUUAAGCAUACUAUACUGUUGGCAUACUUCCCUCUUUGAGUGUCCACUUGGGAAAAACCCAGGGUGGUAUUUACCAGAAAAUGUAAUAGGUCAGAGAUGAGUUGUAAAGCUGAGGUUACUGACUAUUGUUCAUGUUGUUUGUCGUUCACCUGCUUCUUGGAUGAUUAUUGUGAAGAGCAGAUUCUUCUAUGAAUUGAUGUCAUACAUGCAUGACAUGUACCCUCUGCCAUGUGAUGUACGCAACAGCCCAGCCAUACAACUCCGCAAAAUAAAUUCAGAUAAAUGAAGUGGAAAGGAUUUUUAAAAUGCAGCCUCAUGACUCAUGCCUCAUGACUCUUGUGCAAUGCAUAGAGAAUGCAUGAUUGAAACAUCGUGAAACACAUCUGUUGAAUUAGUUCAAUAAUAUGUAUCCUUCCCAAUGAGGACUCGGGUCAGUGGGCGAAAAUAAUGUCCUGGUUGCUUGGCCACUAACUUGUGGAUGGAGUGCUUUAUGGAAAUGAUGUAAAUAUAAUGUUCUCAACUUUAAAUAUUCAUGUGACUGCAAAUAGAACUAUAUGCUAUUAUUUUACUGCAUGAUCUCUAUGUUGUCUGUUUGGUUGUUGUUAAGAUAAGGUUGAUGCUUUUGUUGAUCACUAAACCUUUUCUCAGGUGUUCAUUGUGAAAAGCAGAUUCUUAUUUAAUAAAUUGACCUCACUCUACUGAAUGACAGCAACCUCAGCUUAAUAUAUCUCAUCCUUAUGCCAAAAUGUUCAGGAAAGCACAUUGAAACCUUGUUCCUAUCAUAUGGCAUUUGCGAGUCAUUAGUUGUCUGUGUGUCAUGUCCACAUUGUUUACCACAUGCCAAGCUUGUCUUUCAUUUAAUUUUUAUUCUAUAAUCAUUUAAGAAAAAAAUUACCUGCCUACACAUGGUCUGAAAAGAUCUGACUGAUGAAAUCCCAGUGUUACAUUGGAGAUAUGAUAAAUAAUAAUAUCAGAAUAUAAGUCUGGAUGGAUUUUGGAGAUUUAAAUGUUGUUGAAAGUGAAAGUAUUCUUUCUCUGCUGUAUAAUUUUGCAUCUGUUCUAUUUUACAAUUUGUCAAAAAGUUACUCAGUUUUUUUAUUGUUGUUAAGAUCAAUUUUAUAAUAUUUUAUAAUCUGCUUGGUUAUGUCGUAGUAGUCAUGGGUAAUGUUUUCUCAGGAAUUUUCAAGAAAAAGUGCCAAAAGGAAACGUUCCAUCCCAGUUGCAACUCCACCGUGUAUGAUGUUUCUUUUAAGAGAAUUAAGUCUUCACCAUGUAACUAAUGCAUCAUCGUUAAAGGGUUUCCUAUGAUUUAACAAGUGUCCAACGCAUGCCUUAAUACAUGUACAUGCACAUGAACCUGGGCUCAUGUUUAAUUUCAUGCUAAUUACCACUUUAGAUAUUUGUUUUACCACAACAUACUGUUUUGAGGCAUGAUACUUGCAUGUAAGUGAUUUGAAUCGUACCCUGCACUUUAAAUGGAAUAAUUGAGUCCCGCCAGGCUUAGAGCCAGUCUGUAAUUGGUUAGAAUAAGUUUGUUAUUAGGAUUAUUCCAACUUGGCUCUGAAGGAAUUGUGAAAUGUAAUUUCAGUUAUUUGUGUUAUCAGAAUGCUGUAGUCGUUGUUGUAGAAUGUGGAAUAGCAGUAUGUGAACGUGUAUUGUUAUAUAUGUGGUUGUUUUCUUAGUCAUGUAAGCUAGUAUUAUACAUUGAGUAGGUUUGGAGUGUAACAGUUUGAUUUGUUAUAGUUUAGUUAAUUGAUCAGCUAUUUGAUCUUCUUUCUAAUUCCAGUAUGUCAUAUGCUUUAAUUUGAUUCUUAUAUGACCGUUUGUAUCCACGAAGGCAAUAACCACAAAUACAGUAUGGCAUUUCCAGUGCUAAUAUGUGUUUGAGUUAU